Molecule: messenger RNA, 1158 nt
Organism: Chinchilla lanigera (long-tailed chinchilla)
Lineage: Eukaryota; Metazoa; Chordata; Mammalia; Rodentia; Chinchillidae
Product: collagen alpha-1(III) chain-like
Exons: 5
Coding region: 1-1158 (385 amino acids)
Source: RefSeq, a predicted model, not a curated record
AUGCGGCCCUGCGCCUUUAAACCCGGAGUGCGUCACGAGCCCCGCCCCGGAGCAACGCGCGCGGCGCGGGGGCGUGGGCGCCCCGCCAUUGGCCGGGCCGCGCCGUGUUUUGGAACGUGUGUGCGGGAGCGAGCGCUCCGAUUGGAGCGAGGGCCUGCCUGUCUGCGUGCCUGGGGGCGGGCGGCCGCCGGGCCUCGGCGUUCUGUUCCCGGGUCCUCCGCGUUCCCCUUCCAGGAGGGUCCAGCCGCGAGUCCCGCGGGAGCAGAGCGCCCCGCGCCGGUGCGUGCCGCCGGGACGGAGGUAUGGCCCAGAGGGCGGCGAGGCGGACCCGGGUCCCCAGCCCCGCGCGUGGCCCGCGUCCGGGACGCGGUUCGGGGGCGUGGCCCGCGGUCACCCCUGGAGGGUGUGGGGGACUUCGGGGCGUCGGUGACUGCCCGCGGUGCGGUCGCGCCCCGCGCGGCUGUGGGCCGCCGCCGCCUGCUCGGCCUGGGUCAGGGCCGCGACUUUGGCCGAGGAGCGAGCACGGGCGGCGUCCGGGACGGGUUGCCUAGAACAGGUGCUGGAGUUAAAAGCGCUUCACGGUUUGCGAAACGGAUUCCGGGUCCCGCCGGGAGCGCGGCCAGUGCUGGCCCCCGUGCCGCGGAUGAGGAGGCAGAGCCCGGCUGCGGGGCCCGGGGGGCAGCCGGCCGGCCCGCGACCUCGCGGGCCCCAGAGCGGCGUCUUAUUUUUAGUUUGCCCCCUCCAGACAGGUCGGGGAGGGCAGAAGCCCUUGGCGCCCCGGCGGGCGGUGACCUUGUAGUCGGUGGACGGGCCCCGGGGGAUUCCCCUCCACGCUCCGAGCGCCUGGCCCCGCCGGCCCACACUGAGGGACUGCGCCCUUCUGAGUGUUCCUCGCUGCUCCCAAGGCGCUUUUACAGCGGCGGAGGACACUGCUCUAGCACUGUCCCAGGCCCGAGAGGCCCGGGAAGCCCUCUGGGACUGCAUCUUCAGGGGUGCCUGCUUGCCACCCUGGCGGUGGGGCCUUCGGCCUUGACUUGCACGUACCCACGGCAGGAGGCUCCCACCUUCCGAAGCAGCCUGGGUCAUCCCUCUCGCCUGUCCUGUGACUUCAUAGUUCUGCCACUGAUAGUCUUCCUGCACUUCUUACCAAAGAUCUGA